Messenger RNA from Angiostrongylus costaricensis, 1044 nucleotides. Lineage: Eukaryota; Metazoa; Nematoda; Chromadorea; Rhabditida; Metastrongylidae. The record is from the annotation of a GenBank genome assembly.
UUGUCCGCUGUUAAUGCUUGUUAUUCAAGGUCAUCGGUUGCACAGCUUUCCACUUCGUUAGCUGGCCAGAAUGCAAGACCAGUGUGCUCGCUUAGAGGACUGUCACCUGGCCAAGCACGAAUAUGCGACUUAUUCAAAGACCAUAUGCCAGCAGUAGGCCAGGGAGCGCAACAAGCUAUCCAGGAAUGCCAAUAUCAGUUUAAAUCUAACAGAUGGAAUUGUUCAACACCGUAUGGGUCUGGAAUAGUUGGUCCUGUUCACAAACUAGGAACGCGCGAAGCUGCAUUCACGUACGCCAUUUUAUCAGCCGGUGUAACUCAUGAGAUCGGGAGGAGGUGUAAGCAAGGAUUACUGGCUUCGUGCGGAUGUUCAGAUGAGGCUAAACCAAAACAUGUUGCUGAGGAUUGGACUUGGGGAGGCUGUGGCGACAACGUCGACUACGGCUAUCGAUUCUCUAAGAAUUUCAUCGAUAUCCGAGAAAAAGAAAGAGAUCCGCGCAGGAACCAGGACCAGGGUCGAUCGCUAAUGAACCGGCGGAACAACGAGGCCGGAAGAAAGAUUUUGAAGCGUCACACUGCACCGAAGUGCAAGUGCCACGGUGUCUCGGGUGCUUGCAAUCUGAAGACGUGUUGGAUGCAACUACCAACGAUGAGACAAGUCGGAAAUAUAUUGCAAAACAAAUACAAAAACGCUAUUCGAGUCCAGGUCAACUCUCGAGGAAAUUUGCAAUUAGUUUCUGAACAAAUGCAGAAGGAGCCCGGAGGCAAACGCAAGACUCGCGCUCUGCCAACCGAUCUUGUCUUCAUGGACGACUCUCCAGACUACUGUAGACAAGAUCGGGCGUCCGGCACGCUUGGAACACACGGACGGGCCUGCAGGCGAAGCUCGGAUGGCCCGGAGGGCUGUGAUUCUUUAUGCUGUGGACGUGGUUACAACACUUACACCAUUGAGCAGACGACUAAAUGUAAUUGUAAAUUCGAGUGGUGCUGUAAAGUGGUGUGCCAGAUGUGCACGAAUACCACUCAAGUGGAUAUUUGUAAAUAG